Ornithorhynchus anatinus (platypus) is the source of this 4429-nucleotide messenger RNA. It is a transcript of the gene ZFYVE9, whose product is annotated as zinc finger FYVE-type containing 9. Lineage: Eukaryota; Metazoa; Chordata; Mammalia; Monotremata; Ornithorhynchidae. Gene Ontology annotation, biological process: endosomal transport. The record is from RefSeq and is a predicted model, not a curated record. Gene Ontology annotation, molecular function: metal ion binding. Gene Ontology annotation, cellular component: early endosome membrane.
CGCCGCAGCGCCGCGCAGCGCGCCGCACAGGAGCGGAGCCGUUGGGCGGCGGUGACGGGGUCCCGGCCAUGCGGAGGUUCCGAAGAGUCCCUGACCAAUGGAGAACUAUUUCCAAGCGGAGGCCUACAACCUAGAUAAGGUUUUAGAUGAAUUUGAACAAAAUGAAGACGAGUCGGUCUCCCCUCCGUUCCCGGACACCAGGUGGAAUCGGAUUCUAGAACCCCCGUCCCGUCGGCUGCCCCUCGGCGUGGCCCUGGCGGACGUGGACGAGCCGGCCGUCCCUGACGAGCCGCGGCAGAGACGGAGAGCCCGCUCGUCGGCUCGCCCGGCCCCUCCGGCCCCCGGCCGGGGGGACCGCUGCGCUAAUGGAGGCGAGGGCGGCGUGAGCCCGGAGCCCCCCGUCGUGUGGAUCGACGACCGAGCUCCCGCCGAAGACCAGCCGAUUAAGAGAGGCGGUGACCGGGGGGACCGGCACCGGGCCGGGGACAGAGGAGGGACGAGGUGUGGGACUAGAGGCCGCGGGCCGGAAGACAAGAACGUGCUGGUGGUCGCCGUCCUGCAUAACUGCGACCCAAGGGCGCGGGAGAGCGCCGACCCGCUGGCCCGGAACAGCGGCCACAGUCCGACCCCGACGGACGCCGGCGGCCCGGCCGCGGAUGACGAGGCCCGGCCGGGCGGUCCGGCCCGAGGGGCCGGCGGCGGGCCGGCCGGAGGGGCCCCGGACCCCGAGGGCCCCGAGGGACCGGGGGGCCGGCCGGGAACCGAAGACAUCCCCGACGACCGUUGGGAGAGAACCCGGCCCGAGGGGCCACCCGCCGCUCGCUCCCCGUCUCGAUUAAAGGGCACCGGCGACGGUGGCGGGAGAGACCCCGCCUCCCCCUCGAGCAACGGCGCGACGGCCCCGCCGACGAGAGAGGGCGACGGCCCCGCCGUCCCGCGGCGGGAGAUCCGGCCGCCGGCCGAGGCGGCCCCCGGCCCGGCCGGCUCCCCCGGGGCCCGCGCGGACCCUCCCGACGACUCCCCCGACUCGGGCCAAGGCCGCACCCUGCGGGCCGGGUCCCCGGGAGCCGGCCCGGCCGGCGGGCCGCCUCGGUCCGGGGCCCCCCCGCCCCCCGCCGCGGGCCGGCCCGUCGGGUCCGGAGGCGACGGGGUCGGCGGGCGCCGUCCCGGUGCCUCGGCCCGUGGCGAGGCCGGAGCCGACGGGAGGGAGGCGGCGGUCGGCCGUCCGGAGCCGCCCUGCCCGGCGGACCCCGCGCCCUCGCCUCAGGGAGGGGACGGCGGGGAGCCGAGCCCGGGCCGCGAGCCGCGGGGCCACCCGGACGGCGCGGGGACGGAGGGGCCGCCGGGGUCCGGGGGUCGGCCCCGGGCACCCCGCGGCGCGGGGGGGGAGGGCGGCGGCGGGGGCCCGGCCGCCGCCGGGGAACCCGAGCUCCGGGGGACCCGCGCCCGCGGGUUUGAGGACGACGGUCUCUCCGCUGCUCCGGCUCACCCCGCUGCCCGCCCCCCGCCGGGCCCCGGGGACCCCCCGGGGCCCCAGAGCCCCGGCGGGGCCGGGGCCCCGAAGACUCUGCCCUCCAAAGAGGACUCGGUGACGGAGGAGAAGGAGAUCGAGGAGAGCAAGUCGGAGUGCUACGUGGGGGUUUUCGAGCAGCGAGGCCCCGAGGCCCCGGAAGGGAACGGGCCGGCGUCCGACGGCCCCGGGGACCAGGGGAAGAAGAACUACUUCGAGAAGCUCGGCGAGCGGGCGGCCGGCGGCUCCCGGGGGCCGUCCCCGCCCCGUCCGCGAGCCGGCCCGCCGGCCGGCGGCACGCCCUUCGGGGGCGCCAGGCCCAAGCACCCCGCGAAUCUCAAGCCGCAGAUCCCCAGGUCGCCCCCGGACCCCGGGCGGCACGACCCCGCGCCCCCCCCGGGCGGCGGGGCCGGCUCGAAGAACAAAAACGACGCCUCCGGGAAGACCCAGCCCGGGGCCCAGGCGGCGGCGGACGGGUUUCCGGACGGGGCUCCGCCCGCUUCGGACGGGGAGCUCUCGGAGGACGGCGAGGCCGGGCUGCCCGGGAGCCCGGGCCCGGCGGGCGGGCCGGACGAUCCGGACAACGACCUCCGAGCCGGCCGGGGCGGGGGCCCCGCCAGGAGGCCGUUGACCUCCCUGGGAGAGGUGGCUCCGGUCUGGGUCCCGGACUCCCACGCCCCAAACUGCAUGAAGUGUGAAGCGAGGUUCACCUUCACCAAGAGGAGGCAUCACUGCAGGGCCUGCGGCAAGGUGUUCUGCGCGGCGUGCUGCAGCCUCAAGUGUAAGCUGCUCUACCUGGACCGCAAGGAAGCCCGGGUGUGUGUCGUCUGCCACUCGGUGCUGAUGAACGCUCAAGCCUGGGAGAACAUGCUGAGUGCGUCCAGCCCGAGCCCUAACCCUAACAAUCCGGCCGAGUACUGUUCUACUGUCCCUCCCCUGCAGCAGGCCCAGGCCUCCGGGGCCCUGAGCUCUCCUCCUCCCACCGUGAUGGUCCCGGUGGGAGUGUUAAAGCACCCUGGAGCAGAAGUGGCUCCGCCUCGAGAGCAGAGACGCGUCUGGUUUGCGGACGGGAUCCUGCCCAACGGGGAAGUGGCCGACGCCGCCAAGUUAACCGUGAGCGGGACUCCCUCGGCGGGGACGCUGGCCGUGGCGCACGACCUCGCCAAGCCCGGGACCGACGGCGCCGUCUCGGCCGAGGCGGACAUUUCCACGUUCUCUGGGAGCAUAACUCAGGUCGGAAGUCCCGUUGGAAGCGCGAUGAACCUCAUUCCCGAAGAUGGUCUUCCCCCGAUUCUCAUCUCCACCGGCGUCAAAGGAGACUACGCGGUGGAAGAGAGGCCGUCGCAGAUCUCAGUGAUGCAGCAGCUGGAGGACGGCGGGCCUGACCCGCUGGUCUUCGUGCUGAACGCGAAUUUGCUGUCUAUGGUCAAAAUGGUCAACUAUGUGAACAGGAGGUGCUGGUGCUUCACCACGAAGGGCAUGCAUGCGGUGGGUCAGUCCGAGAUUGUCGUUCUUCUGCAGUGCUUGCCCGACGAGAAGUGCUUGCCCAAGGAUGUGUUCACUCACUUCGUGCAGCUGUAUCGAGAUGCCCUGGCAGGCAGCGUCGUGGGCAGCUUGGGGCACUCGUUUUUCAGCCAGAGUUUCCUGGGCAGCAAGGAGCACGGGGGCUUCCUGUACGUCACGGCCACGUACCAGUCCCUGCAGGACCUGGUGCUCCCCACCCCGCCCUACCUGUUCGGGAUCCUCAUCCAGAAGUGGGAGACGCCCUGGGCCAAGGUGUUUCCCAUCCGCCUGAUGCUGCGGCUCGGAGCCGAGUACCGGCUUUACCCGUGCCCGCUGUUCAGCGUCCGCUUUCGGAAGCCCCUGUUCGGAGAGACGGGACACACCAUCAUGAAUCUUCUCGCGGACUUCAGAAACUACCAGUACACGUUGCCGGGGGUCCAGGGCUUGGUGGUCGACAUGGAAGUGAGGAAAACCAGCAUCAAGAUUCCCAGUAACCGAUACAACGAGAUGAUGAAGGUCAUGAGCAAGUCCAACGAACACGUUCUGGCCGGGGGGGCCUGCUUCAACGAGAAGGCGGAUUCCCACCUCGUGUGCGUCCAGAACGACGACGGGAACUACCAGACCCAGGCCAUCAGCAUCCACAACCAACCCCGAAUGGUGACCGGCGCCAGUUUCUUCGUGUUCAGCGGAGCGCUGAAAGCCUCUUCGGGAUACCUGGCCAAGUCCAGUAUCGUGGAAGACGGGGUGAUGGUGCAGAUAACGGCCGAGAACAUGGAGUCGCUCCGGCAGGCGCUGCGGGAGAUGAAGGAUUUCACCGUCACCUGCGGAAAGGCCGGCGCCGAGGACCCCCAGGAGCACGUCCACGUCCAGUGGGUGGCCGACGACAAGAACGUCAACAAGGGGGUGGUCAGCCCCAUCGACGGCAAGGCCAUGGAGUCCGUAACCAGCGUGAAGAUAUUUCACGGCUCCGAGUACAGGGCCAACGGCAAGGUCAUCCGGUGGACGGAGGUGUUCUUCCUGGAGAACGACGACCAGCACGGUGGCCCGAGCGACCCGGCCGACCACAGCCGGCUGACCGAGCACGUGGCCAAGGCUUUCUGCCUGGCGCUGUGCCCGCACCUCAAGCUGCUGAAGGAGGACGGGAUGACCAAGCUGGGGCUGCGCGUGACUCUGGACGCGGACCAGGUUGGCUACCAAGCCGGCAGCAACGGGCAGCCGCUGCCCUCCCCGUACAUGAAGGACCUGGACAGUGCCUUGGUGCCGGUCAUCCACGGGGGGGCAUGCCAGCUGAGCGAGGGCCCCCUGGUCAUGGAACUGCAGUUCUUCAUCCUGGAGAGCAUCUCGUAGGGCCGCCGGCUCCCCCGCCGCCCGCCCGCCCGCCCGGGAAUCAUUUGCACUUUAAAACUGGAAGAUUAA